GCGCGCUGCAGAGCUUUCAGAGAACUUGGAUAUUUCUACUGACAACCCUGGUAGUCACCCGGAGAAAGGACGAUGGUACAAGCUAAGACCUGGAUUCUUCGUCAGCACUUUGAGGGGUUCCCCAAACCUAGCGACUUCGAGCUUAAACAAGAGGAACUGCCUGAACCCAAAGAUGGAGAGGUACUCCUGGAGGCAGUCUUCCUUAGUGUGGAUCCCUACAUGCGGCCUUUCAGUCGUGUGGUCAUGAAGGGUGGGGACGUGAUGAUUGGAACUCAGGUGGCAAAAGUGAUUCAGAGCAAGAACUCGGCCUUCCCCGUCGGGUGUCACGUCGUUAGCCAGUGCGGGUGGAGGACGCACUCUGUGUCAGAUGGUACCGGUCUCACGCGGGUCCUCUCUGACUGGCCGCAAGACGUCCCUCUUUCCCUGGCAUUAGGAGCCAUUGGGAUGCCUGGAUUGACUGCUCUUUAUGGAUUAGAGGAAGUUCUCCAGAUCAAGGCAGGUGAGACUCUACUUGUCAAUGCUGCGGCCGGAGCAGUUGGUUCAGUGGUCGGGCAGCUUGCUAAGAUCAAAGGCUGUAAGGUGGUUGGGUCAGCUGGGAGUGAUGCUAAGGUGGCCUACCUGAAAGAGCUGGGCUUUGACGAGGCCUUUAACUACAAAACCGUCUCAUCACUGGAGGAGGCUCUCAAGGCUGCCUCUCCUGAUGGAUACGACUGCUACUUUGAGAAUGUUGGCGGCCCGUUUUCCACCGCGGCGAUAGAACAGAUGAAGCAGUUUGGACGGAUUGCAGUGUGCGGGGGAAUAUCUAUGUACAAUGACGUCACUCCUCAGACAGGUCCGUAUUUCCAGCUGCCUAUGAUCUUUAAGCAGCUGAAAAUGGAAGGGUUUAUGAGCGUCAGGUGGGCACACAAGGAUGAAGAAUCACUGAAGAGGCUGAUGGGUUUGGUGAAGGAGGGAAAACUGAAGUGUAAUGAACAUGUCACCGCUGGCUUUGACAACAUGCCAACGGCCUUCAUGGGGUUGCUGAAAGGAGACAAUGUCGGGAAGGCCAUCGUUAAAGUUUAAUUUUUCAUUUGCACUUGAAUUUGUUGGGGUUUUUUUUUUUUGGGAAGGUAAAUUCGUAAACAUGUGACACUCCACUCCAGUGCUUCACAAGGCACUAACGCCGGUGAGAUGCGUCGGUGGGAACAUAUGCUCCCCUGUUUGUAACAUCAGUUAGAGUCCCUCCGCCCACUGUGCUCAGCUCUGGCCAAUUACGGUCAUCUGCCUGUGUGAUCAGGGGUGGAGUCAAGUGAAUAGUGCUUUUCUCCAAAGCGUGUUAUUUCUAUUGCUGUUACUAACCAGCCCAUACUGUGAAAAAAAAAAAAGAUUUAUUAGAUGAGCAUGUGAUAACAUGUGUUUUCAUCAUUUAGAUUUUUCCUCUCUCACCGUGACUAAGGUGAUUUGUAUUCAAGUGGGAGAUGUAUGAAUUU
Molecule: messenger RNA, 1469 nt
Organism: Chanos chanos (milkfish)
Lineage: Eukaryota; Metazoa; Chordata; Actinopteri; Gonorynchiformes; Chanidae
Product: prostaglandin reductase 1-like
Exons: 9
Coding region: 73-1062 (329 amino acids)
Biological process (GO): prostaglandin metabolic process
Cellular component (GO): cytoplasm
Molecular function (GO): 2-alkenal reductase [NAD(P)H] activity; 15-oxoprostaglandin 13-reductase [NAD(P)+] activity
Source: RefSeq, a predicted model, not a curated record